Caenorhabditis auriculariae is the source of this 9859-nucleotide messenger RNA. The record is from the annotation of a GenBank genome assembly. NCBI's taxonomy places the organism in Eukaryota, Metazoa, Nematoda, Chromadorea, Rhabditida, Rhabditidae.
AUGCGGGCCGUAUUAAGCCUUCUAUUCAUUAUGACGACGCUGUCCGUCGCAAAACGGCUCCCUGAAAUCUACUGGAACUCCACCAAUCCCUUGUCAGUUUACGUUUUUUUUUGAGUUGAAGUUUUUCUAUCGAUUUUUGGAUUUUACUGUGGUUCAGUUUAUUUUUGUUCAAAAUAUUCAGAACUGGAAUAGUGAACUUUUUAGUUUUUAUUUUUUUUUUUCUCUGAAAAGUUUUGGACUUUUUUCGCUGGAUUUUUUUAGACUUGAUUUUUCUUCGACCAAUUAUUACAUGUUUUUCUUCUUCUUGGUUUUUUUUUACGAAACGAUGCUUAUUUUUGUGAAUAUUUGAUGUAUAUCUGAGUUUUAAAGAAGUUAAGAACUUUUUUUUAGUAGAUUUCGAUGAUAUUCGUUCACUAUUAAUAGUUGAAAAAAGGAUACGAUAUUGGCCUUUUUUCCUAUCCUAGCUCUUAAGGUCGGUUUUACAAGUUUUCUUUCAAAAAGAAGCUGGCAGAUAGAAUGAUUCUGCUUGAGCUACACAGAACUUUCGGUUAUUGCACUUUUUGGUAGUUCGACGCUCAAUUAGCAUUGGGGCGAUAAUUGGUGCUGGAGCGAACGUUUUUAUUGGCACCCUCGAAUAGACUGUUUUGUAUUUGGCGCACAAUGGCACCGAAUCCACCACAGCCCAUGUACAGUCAAUCAUUUCGUGACGAUUUGCUUAAGCGGUAUCCUUUUUUGGGGCGGUUAAUUAGAAAGACAUGUGUGUGUCUGUGUGAUCGGGACACUGUACAAAUAGGGCAGAAGCUUUUCUCAUCGGACUAUGGAGGGAAAAUCGGCUGUACCUCCUGUCCGCAACGGAUUUGGAUGGGAACCUCCUGAUGUAUUAUCCGUCGGGUCAUGUGUUUGAGAAGAAGAAGCCGGCCUCUUUCUCGACAGAUGCAACGGAUUACUGUUUUUGGAUUAUUGCCAUGGUUUCGUCGGGAUAAUCAUCAUCCAGUGAUUUAUAAAAAAUCUAUUUUUUGGCCUAGUAUUCACGAGAAGAUGGGUUGCUUAAGUUUUUAAAAGGAAGUUUCAAGACCAAAAGUUGAAAGUUACACUAAAUCAAAUAUAUUCGUGUCCAGUCUUGAUCGAAUAAUUACAAAUAAUUUGGUAAUUUGAAAUCCAUUUCAUUUCUAGUUUUCACAAAGAUGUUUUUGUUCAGAUGUUAAUUAAAAUUUUUUCAGUCUUUUUUUCCUUUUUCCUUGUGAGGAAUGACUGAUCAAAUAUUUGAUUUCAGCGGCAUUGCCCCUUGAGUUUUUGCUCGCCGCCGCUCCUACAUACUUGAUCUUCCCGAAUACCAUUUUACUGCCCAAUUUUGGUCAUCAAACGUUUAUCAGAGACAAAAAUGAGUUUUCAAGGCCGCCAGAAGGGCCGGAAAACGCAUGGCGCUCCUUUUUCCGGAAGCGAGAAGAUUGUGUCAAGAGGCCUAAUCGCUGGGCGCGUGGCACGCAACCAUGGCCGUAUUUCAGCCGAUGUUUGAAGGUUUUAUGGUUUUCAAACUUUCUGAGAGGAUCGUCCUUGCCGUCGGCGUAUCCGGUGUCGACUUGGCGGCGCCUCCGCUUUCGCCAUAAUCCUCGCCGGAUUUGUGAAACUGGACUCACUGUGAACGGUUCUUGAAGAUUUUGGAACAGUUUUGAAUGCGGGUUCAUUUUUCUUGCAUUCACGAUUAAAUAUUAAACGCAAACUGUUUUAAAACAAGUUUUUCUUCAAGAAUCUUAGAUAAGAUAUGAUAUUCAAGUCUCAUAGGCUAAUUCAAAAAAAAAUUUUAUCAUUUUUUUUUCCUGAGGUAUGAUAUUUUUAUACCUUUUCUAAUAUCGUCUAAUGUUCCAAUGAGUUUUUGCGCGGGAAGAAUGAAUCAGAGCUGCCCUCGCUGCCAAUAUAUGCUAAUUUCGGCAGCUGUUCUUCGGGUCGCGUUGUUUUGUUUUGUUUUGCUUGGCCUGAUGAUAUAGGCAGCAGCAGUAGAAGCACAUAUUGCCAAAGGUCUUGGGAGCAUAUCAUAAACACAUCAAGCUCGUGAGGGACGAGAUGGAAGACGUUGGCUCAUCUGCCUCAAACGCGACGGACAGUUUCUCCAGCUCACCCAUAUGUUUGGGGAGAUCGACUUACCACUUGAGGACGCGCACACAAGAAUGUACUUUAGCGAGAGAAUAUCUCAGUAAUUAGUCCGGUGCCAAAUUUGCUUAUCUCUUGAGAAAAAAAUAUCUUUUAUUUAUUUCACAUGAGCUGGGCCGCGGCUGGGAAUUUUUUCAAAUUCCUUUAGGAAUUUUCAACUUCCUAACAUCAUAUUGUUGGUAUUGUUGAGUACAGGACGGUAUUCUUUUUCUGCGGUGUCCUUUUCUUCUAUUUAACUGGACUGCCACCUCUCGCCAAACACCGAAAAACCUUCCCACAAGCUCGACACUUAUUUUUUCAAAUGUGCCAGUAAUGUGAGACGGCGAAGAGCCUUGUAAAACCUUGUUCUCACCUAAAAGAGCCGACGCCGACCGGGUUUUGUGGUCGUAAAAAACACGUCGAUCUGUGGGAAUGCUCUAUCCCGAAAAGUUGAUCGAAUCGAAGGAAACGACAAACGAUGAUGAUGGUGGCCGCGCGGUCAGUUGGUUUGCAGGGACGAGAUGGCCUUGUUGUAAAGCGUGUACUACACAUGUCAAAGGCGAAGCGCCUGUCCAUUGCGUUAAUUUACGAGCUCGAAGGUUUUGAGAGCACAUCGGAGGUUUCGGAACGCUUUCCUCGUGCCGCGGGGAUUUAUCGCCGCUGGCAGGUAUCUCGAGGUGCACUUGUUCUGGAUUGUUGCGAUUUUAGAUGCGAUUCCAGUCCUUCCAACGGAAAGUCUAAUUUACUUCGAUUUGUUCUGACGAAUUAAUAAUCAAUAAACUGUACUGAAUAAAAAUCUCCUUUGGUUUUUUUGAAGCCUUUUUGCAGUAUAACUUUUUGAAAAGAAAGUUUUCUUAUUUUCUAGGAUCUCAAACGAAUAAAAAAAAAACUAAAUAAUGUUCGUUUUCAACUUCCGAUUGUUCAAAAAGAUCCUUGAACAUUUUCUUAUGAGUCGAUCUAAGUAUUUUACUUAUAUUUCUGUACUUUACCUUUGUGUAUUCUUGACUUUCUAAGUCCGAAACGAAAGCAGGUGCAAAGAAAUGGUCAUUUUGGAGUUCUAGCUCAAUCCAGCUUUCCCAAUUUGAUUUAAUUUCACAUUCAUAAGAAAGCUCUUAAAUUCAGAAUAUGACUAGAUUCUAUUUGAACUCAAUUUUCUCAAAUUACGGUUUUGAGGGAUUUUACAGGUUGAAAAAACCUUGAAGAACUAUAAUUUUCAUUUGAUAUUGCCGUUUUACAGUCUUCCAACAAAAAUGAUUCUGAGUGCAGUGGACUUGUUCCUGAACCUUUCUUACUCUCAGCUAAAUGCGGGAGUUUCAAAUCGCCGUGCUAUGAACGGUUGACGAAGGACAAUGGGCUGCGAUUUAUGCGGCUUGCGAUAAGCCUAUAAUGAGAGACGUUUUGCGCGUGGACCGACCUCAGUCUGCUCGCAUAAGCCGCGGUUUUCGAACCUGAUGAGAGAGAGAAGAGUUCGGCUUGAUUAGUUCAAUCAUAAUUGAGAGGUGUCCAUGACGGAGAACACAUGCAAUUUCGCCUCAGCGCGGAGCAGAAACCUCGCUCGGAUUUCAGCAAGUGGCCACUGUCCACGUAUCGCUUUUCGCCAUGUAAACAAGUUUGGCGUGUAACUUAAUCCUCCGGUUUUAGCUUAUUGGAGAGUUUCGUGAGGAUUUGAAGCAUGAGAAGAAGUAGCCGCGUUAGUGGUGUUCUACAAAUAAGUGCCUAGGUGACUUUUCGCGAUUUUCUUCAGCAGUUUUUUGAGGAUUCGAAUAUUUGGGAUAAUUUACUACAAAAGUAAUUCUCGGUGGCUUAUGAGAAAUGCUUUUUUCUUUCGACUUUUUUUUAAAUAUUGUGCUGACAAUGGUCGCUACACUUUUUGAAAGUGCUCCUCAAGACUAAGUGGCUCAAAAUGCUCUCAAUUUGGGUGCACGGCUCUUUCUAUGACCGUUUAUGGCACCUAUAUAUCCUUGAGAUUAACCUUUCUGAGGAACUCCAUACCGCCUUUUGACCCUUUUUGCGGCUUUUUAUGGCUUUGUCGUAAAAUUGCACGGCGGGAUGUCUGGAGCACCUUUUGAAGUUUUUGUUGGGGCCAACAAAUCCAUUAAUAUUUCGACAAGCGAUAAGUCAUAAGGAUAAGACACCUGUGGCACGUUUUUUGGGAGGAAAAGUCUCGCGCACAAGUGCCGCCGCCGCUGUCGCCGUCAAUCCCACUAAUCUCCUGUCAUUAGAGGAGCCUUUUGGCGGUCCGCUAAAUGUUCAAUCGCUUUUGAUAGAUUCAUUUUUUUUUUAGUUUUUCGAUCGAUAGACUUAAUUUGUGAGUUUUGUGCCCAAGUUGAAGACGUGAGGGCCGUGCCGCACCUUGUUUGCAUUACAGUUGUUGUGUUUGUGUUGCUACGAUGUUUGGGAGCAGAUUAGGUGGAUGUUCUUCGGCUGAGAGCCUCCCUAAAAGGUGAAGGAGUGCACCGCUUACACGAAGAGACACUCCAAAAAUGGCGCUUCUUGUUUUGAUAAAUGGUGGUUAUUUUUCUGUAAGAAGUUAAACAUUUUUGAUGAAGUCCUAAUCAAGAAAAAAAAAUCACUAUAGUCUUGGAGAAGUUUUUUUUAGACUUUUUACCUUGAAAGUAUCUCCACGGUUAGCGAGACACAAGAUAUCAAACAUCUUUCGGAUUUUUAAACGUAUUGCUUUUGCGGUUCAUAGUCAGUAGCAUAGAAUCCACGGAUGCUUAGCUUCUUCGUCAAGUAUUAGGCUUCUUGCUCUUAAUAGGAUGUUCCAUUUGACUCCGCUCUUCUUCCGUUAGUCUGCGCUAGCAAAAAAGAACUGGAGAAAUAUGAUGUGGUCCAACAGGUGAGCACAAUUAGUCCUGCCAUCGCAUUCCGAAUGUGAUACCUGGAAUUUCGUAAAUGGGCGCAGGUGCCGAGCACAAGUUACUCAACGCAGCGGCCCUGCCAUACGAGACCAGGUGGCGUCUGUUCGUCUGUUCUGUCAAGGCCGAGACUGUCGACUUCCUGUCCCUUGUUCUUGGUGCCAGUGGGUGGCCUUCUUGACAUCCGACUUGAAUUCCGAAGACGACAGCUGAAAAGUGUGGAAUUUGAAGGGCCCUGUCAAAUUCAGAAACAGUAUGAAGACCGGCUGAAGAGCUUGAUUGAGUCUGGUCACUCUGAGCCCUUGUAGGUUUUAAAGCAUCUGAGGAGCUAGAUUGACCAAAGUUUCCGAACGCUUUUCUUGUUUAAAAUAUUUUGCCAAGAGAAUUUUUUUUUCUUUUUGAAAUCAAAAAAAGGUCUUAGUUCGAAGCCAUUUUGGGUCUUUUUUACUUCUGGGCCGUACCACAAAUCCUACUACUUGAUAACUGAGAUCCAAGCUGUAGAGAAAUUCUGUUUGAUACAAAGCAAGGUUGCUGGAGAAUGACAAGUUGCUCGCAAAAAACAGAUGAAACGGCACCUGUUGGCCUGCGGAUCCUUGAUCCGACAGACAUGUUUAUGACAUAACUGUCCAAACGGACGCAGCAGUCGGUUGUUCUUGCGGUUUUAGUUGAGCGGUGGCGGCUGAGGGAGCGGCACGGAUCAAGGGGUUGCACUUAACCUCGCGUAUCCUUCCUUUCUCAUCCCCGGCGGUCAACUAUCUACUUCUCUCUCACUGAAUCCAUCCAAAUCUUUCCUCUCCUUGUUCGGCAACACUUUGUCAAAACGGCUGUGUUUGUGUGGCGCAACACAUUUCCCGCCGAACAAUUUCCGAGUGUCAUAAACCGAUCGCACUUCUGAAACAUGAGUACUGUAUAUUUUUGAAUAGAUGUCAGGAAGAGGAGAAACAACAUAUUAUUUAUAAAAACUGAUUUUGGGAACAGAAAUAGAGAAACUAUGAUUUCUAUGCAAUUUCCGAGGACAUCCGCUACAUGAAUUAAUUUUUUUCAAAGGUCGAUAAAUUUUAUUUUUCUGCAGUUAUUUGUUUAAAUUUUCAGAAGAAAACCUGAAAAUUCGAAUUUAGAUCAAGCUAUUGAACUAAAAACUUUUUUGAUUCCCUUGAACAUUAAAUUUAAACUUUUGACCUCGAAGAGAGUCUAACACUUUAUUUUCCCGUUGAGCUUCUUCGUGUGAUAACGAAGCGAAAUCGUCUCAUCCCAAAACUUGGUCAAUGAAUUAAGCACACUCAAAUUGUUGUGACGAUUUGCCGUGGCGCGCAACAUUCGUCGACAAUUAGCCAUCUAAAUGAGAGUACUUGACCACUUCUGCUCACGAAAUUCAAUUAUCGAAAAGCCCCAAUGAAGACGGACGUUUUCCUGUUUUUGAGCGACGUCAAAGCCGAAAAUCGAAGAGAUUCCAGGCCAAUUCAGUGCAGAUUUCGGGGUGACGCAACCCAGGUGCAAGGGAUCAGCUGCGUCGGUCAACCGGCGCCUUAUUUUUUAUCCUUUUUUGGUUGUCUUAAAUAGAUGCCACAACAAAACUGAGAAAAUUCGGACAAAAAAGUUUUGAAAAAAAGGCUCAAUGAAUUGGUUUUUUUAAAAUCAAUAAUUAGGCUAAUAAAAAAACUGAAUUUUUUUUUUUUUUUUGGGCGAAACAGCAAGAAGGCGUAAAAAAACAAAUUUAGAAAAAAGAAAGCUUUAAAAUUAGCCGUUGAGCGUCUUUGUCGCCUCAUUUUUUUAUUUCUAUUUUUCCUCGAUUAUUUGGGCAUGCGCGUCGCCCAGCAUUGUGCAGUCAACCGGAAGCGAAACUGUAACGGUUACGUCAACUUGGAUACCAAUAUAUAUUUCUGGCCAGAUGCCCUGCGUAUCGUAUCGCGUCAAUCUUGAUCUGCCAAAUUAAUUUGAUUCGAGUUUGAGGGUUAAAAAUCAAAAAAACUUUGACUUCAAUUCGAACUAUUGCAUCUUCAUAAAAAAAAGUCAUAUCGUUCAUCACUCAGCCGAAAAAGGGCAAUAUUCAAUGACACCUCGGUGUUGGUGGCAAUGUAUACGUGGAUCUUCACAAUGCGGCUGUCGGCAUGGCAGAGGAACACAUUAUCGUGGGUUCGCAAAUGGUUUUGCCGACGACGACGGCCCAUUUUCGCUCAUUUCGCGUUUUGGCGGGUCGCUGAAAUGAAUGAACGAAAUCGAGCUAGCCCCAAAAUGGAACGACUAUUGUCAAGAAGGGAUCAACAUGCGUGUUACUGUAUGCACGGACCUUUUUGAAUUAUUCAUCCGUUUUUCGUCCCUUUGUGCUUCCCUCUCGUCGGACAGACAAGGAGCACAUCUGACAUAUCGGCGUGACAGUUCCUCUUUUUUGAAUAGAUGAAUGGAUCAAAAAAAAGAACGAAUGAAAAGAAUGAAUGAACCAGGAUGUUUUUGGCCCUUUUGUUGGACCUUUUUGUGUGGUUUGGAGCUUUUUUGGCUACUUUUAGCAAAAAUUAACUUCGGGUAUACAAUUUUUUUGAACGGGAAUGUUUUUUUUUUAAAUGGGAAAUGUUUUUUUUAUUCACGGGUGGCCGACUAAUAAAACUGUAAACUGAAGCAUCUUGAAAAAAAUUGUUUGAUUACUGUGAUUAUUACCUGAUUACUUUCAAAUUUUCAAGAUUUUUUCAAGGAACAAUUUCAGAGUUGAACGGUACGCGGCGAUCGGCGACACACUGGACAUCCUGUGCCCGACGUUCGACGACGACGUUCCAGUUGACGCCACGGAACAGGCGAUCAUCUACCGCGUCACUGAGGAGGAGUACGAGACUUGUCAGAAGAGGUCGACGGCCAAGGAGUUGGGCCGCUGCACGACGCCCUACGGCAGGGACAAGAUCAAGGUGAGCAGCGAAGAAUAGUGUAUUCACCACUGGCUUGAGGCGUGAUAUCAUGUUUUUCCGUUCGAAUUUUUCCUUUGGCGUAUGCUCACUCCAAUUGAAUUUUCCAUGUGCUUUUAUAGAGACGUUAGAAUCUUUGAACUAUUAGGGAACGUUCCGAAUCAAUAAAAUGGUAUCUUCGAUAGAAAAUUUUUAUUGAAAAAAAUAUUUAAGUUUGAGUAUAUGUUUGAAUUUUCUGAGUCUCUGGAAAAAAGUACAUCCGAAUUUUCAGAAGUUACAACCGAAAUUAGAUAUUUACCAUUUGUCUUUCGAAAUUAAUAAUUAUCUGAAAAAGUAGGACACUCAAUAGAUCCCAGAAAAAUAGAGCAUCCACAGCGAUAAAUUCUACCGCACAGUUGACAAUUAGUGUGGCGGACCGCACUUUGAAUAAUUUUACCUGUCGUUUUUCAUUUGCAGGUGGCAUUCCGCGUCCUGAGCCCCAAUCCGUCCGGCCUCACCUACCGUACCGGCACCACUUACUAUUUCAUUUGUGCGUACUUUUUUUUCGCUCUUGUGAAAAACCUAAUUGCCAUCCAUUUUUCACCUUGGAAUUGGGACAUUUUCGUUGGUUUGAGGCCGUUUUUCACAAUUUUUAUGGGAGUUACCAGGGAGCCUGUGAUGUUCCUCUUGAAUGGAAUACAGGUUUUGGAGGCUGAAAAUAGGGUUCCGACUAAAAAACAAACUUUGCUAGGGAUCUUUUGGAACGGUGGCUUUUCUAGUUGUUGGAGUUCUUCUAUCUGAAUUUGAUACGAAAAAAAUCUUAGUAGAAAUAUUAAAUUUACGAAAAAUUAAGAAAAGAAAAAUAAAUUUAGGGAAUAAAAAAAUUUUGAGAAGUUAUCGGAUUGCAUUUUUGGCGCAAUCAGGUCGUUCUGAUUCAUUUUAAUAAUUUUUGGGAUACAUCUGCUCAUUUUUAGCCACAUCGACGGGACCAGAAAACGGUCUGUACAACGAGCAAGGAGGUCUCUGCGCCAGCCACAACUUGAAAAUGGUCAUACACGUGACGGAUAAGAAUGGAGACAUUGCAGGUGGAUUUUUCACCAAGAAAAUUUGAGUUAGAAAUUUUAGAUUUAUCGAAAAAAAUUUCAAACUAGAUUUACGUCGAUUUUUUUUUAGGCCUUCUCAUUUCCAAACGAAAGUAUUCAUGUUCCCAGGUCACUCACGUCGACACCAUCAUCACAAGACGAGCUCCACCUCGACGACGACUACAGAAGAACCGGCAACGGCGCCUCCUCUGGUUCCCUUCCGGCCUUACCGACCGACGGCGUCGGCGGCGAAGCUCGAGUCGGAUUCGGACUCCAACGAGCACGCUCUCUUCAGCAACUUCUACGAGAAGGUGCUGCCGAUGGAGAACGGCUGGAGAGAGCCUACCCGAGCGCAGAGAGUCACUCUGGGUGCAGGUCCCGAAGCCGGUGGCGAGAAAAACUCGGAGUACGAGGCGACGCCAGACGGCAAUCAAUUCCACUUUAUCAUUCAUGAUAUUGGUGAAGGUUCGUUCCAAAAAACAAAUAUUAUAAAUUUAUCCGCGAAAAGUUAUUUUUUCUUUGCCCUAUUUUGUUCUGAAUGUUAUUAUUACCUGAGUCUAUCUAAAGAGCGAAAAAAAAUGGACAUUAACAGAAAAAAAAACUAAAUAAAUCUUUCUCUAUUUUUAGAAAUAAUGUAGCGCCUACCCAUUAAUUUAUUGAAAGAUAGAACGUUCCGAAAGGAAAGCCUUGGAAAGAUGAAAGCAAAAAACUCCCAAAAGAAACUGAUCUCACAGAAACCGAAAAUUAGUCAUCCUCAGGACGAGUUGAGAAUAAAAAAUCAAAUAAAUUAUCCCAUUCAACUAGUCGGCUUCAGCCAACAAUUGAUUUUACAGUUGAAUCGCUGUACGCGUCAAGUUCACUUCGGUCACUUUCGUCAGUAUUGCUCACGUUUGCCGUUGUUUUACUCUUGAGGCUCGACUAA